Molecule: messenger RNA, 3180 nt
Organism: Psilocybe cubensis
Lineage: Eukaryota; Fungi; Basidiomycota; Agaricomycetes; Agaricales; Agrocybaceae
Exons: 3
Coding region: 1-3180 (1059 amino acids)
Source: RefSeq, a predicted model, not a curated record
AUGGCCGCAGAGAGCAUUUCAAUAACCACAAUCUGGUCGAUAUUCUACCACUUUUUUUUGGAUCACAACGAAUAUCGCACUCUGUUAUCACACUGCCGCAAACUUGUUCAAGCUUCUGCGCAUAUGGAGACUUGGAAGGCAUCCAAAUACGGUUGCUACAUUCGCUUUUGUACGGACGCAUCACUUUCAGACGUGCGUCGACAUUGGGCUUUGUAUGCAGAAUCUGAUGCACUCUCCAACGAAGAGAAAGUAGCCAUUCGUGAAUCCUUUGAAUUAGGAAUGAAAUCAGUCGUGGACCAAUUCAAGGAGAACACUAUUUUUACUAGCGUUCGAUCAGCAGGUCCCCCCUUCUUAACUUUCGCUCACGAGGCCAUGAAAUCCCAUGCUGCUUAUUGGAAAAUGGGCACGACCGAUGAUCGUUCCUCAACCCUUCCACACUUCAACCCCACAUUUUAUUAUUCAGGAUUAGGGGGGAAAUUUUCGGUACACUACGGAACCGAACCGUUACUUGCUUUCCAUCUAGCACCAGCGUUGAUUCCCAUCAAAGACUUUGUGUCCUCGCCAAACCCUACCAUCAAAUAUGCAACGAAGGUUGCCAUGGACCAGUUUGAACUUUGGUGUACUGCCUUCCGACAGAGAAUUUCUGAUGGCGCAGGCGCGAAUCUAAUACUACGGUUUCACGUGGGUGAAGCGUUGGCCUUCUGUCGGGCACUCUUUGUUUGCCAGCGCGAGAAAGUGACAAAAUGUGGUGCCUAUACAUCGCAAUGGGGCGGAUCACAGAUUUCUCUUGAAACUGCUGAAUAUUCUGGAAAUACCCCUCUUGCUCCUGUCUUUUUUAAUGUCAUAGAUACCUCCAACUUGACGGAUCACGUAGGACUUCUCAAUCUUUUGGCUGUUACGAUUCCAUUGCUGCAGAGAAAACCAUGGGCGGUCAUUCAUACAAAUUCUCUUGUUCCAGAAAGCCCUGAUGGUCUUUACGUUAAAGGGUUGAUCGCAAGAGCAUGCUACGAUAUUCCAACACUUUCAUUGGCACUUGGAGUUUCUCCUGCACCAUGCAUGUCACAUUUCACCACUGUAUCCAGCAAGCAUGAGGUGCUUGCAUCUACCCUCGUAUCUACCCCCGGCCAAAUGCACGAGUACACAUCCUGGAAAAUUCCAACAACUCUAUUAACGAGUUCAGACCGUGAACAUUCUGCAUCCCAUACCCAAAAACUUGCUGGUCAACGUUGGCAGGUAGAUGAUUUCGCGCGAUUCAUUUUCUUGCUAGCGCGUGCAAUGUUCAUAGAUGAGGACAUCAAUAGUGCCAGUGGAUCUAAUCAAAGGCUCAAAAGACUGUCCUAUUACACCAGGGAGAGCCUAGUCUCUUUAAUGGCCCUUUUCAAAAAUCGGCUCCAUGGAGUUGACUGGGAUGCUAUCGUUAAAAGGGUUGAUAUUUUACAAGGAUACGACGACACCGGCAAUUGUGGGCAAGAUUUUGUUUGCCAACUUUACCUUCGUGAUGUUUUCGUGAUGGAUUCGAUGAAACCAUCAGUUCUCCGAGAAAAAUAUCCUCAUAGUACUUUUUUCCGUGGAUGGAGAGAUUUACCGCCGGUUGUGUGUGCUGUUCUCAGAAUCCCUCGUCAGAAGCUCAAGGACCUUGAAAACAUGUCUUUCGAAAAGCUACCAGUGGCUAUUCUCCGAGGCGAUUAUCGAGCUCAAACGACGGCUGGUGAAAUAUACGAGACCUUUUCGUCAAUCAGACCUAUCUUUGGAGAUAUGGUUGUUUCAAUGGUGGACGGCGAGCCUUGUGUUUCGAUAAACGAGGACUUACUGGGAUGGUAUGGUGAAUCGGAUUUGAUUGUGUCAUUCUUCAUGUCGUCUUGGGCUUUACUUGAAUACGGUCCAGAGGUUCUUGAGAUCGGAUUUGGGAUUAAAGCGAGCCCGGCCACAGUGCUGGAACUCUGGCCCGUACUUGGGUUCCAUCUCGACAUAUAUUCUACCAGUGCCAAUUCUGCAAAUGUCCACUUUGUCCGCCAUCGUCCUAACAAUGCCGAAGAACUACAUUACCUACGAGCCCGUCCCACUGUCUCUACAUCCGAGGUUGGAAACGUUGUCGAGGUCAAGUGUGCGCCACAUUUACCAGUGGUGGAAUCUUUUUUGAUUAGAUACAACAUCACUGAGGUUGCCUUAAAACGGAGUCUUGCGCAAGGAGCGGCCGUAACAACAAAACCUAUAUCAGACAGUAUCAUUUGCCUCAGCGUUUCAAAUUACGAACGGCUUCUCUCAUUUCCAUUCGCCAUUUAUACCAACAAGCUGAAAGUGAAAAUCGCUCAAGCACCUAUUAGGCCAGUUUUCGAAGACAACGACAAGCCUGCUGUUGUUCCAUUUACUGUCGCUUGUACCUCAAGCUCGAUCAAUCUACUAAAUGUUCAUUAUCUUAAUUUGAACAAGCUUCCUGCUCUCCAAUUCCCGAGGGGCGUGGAGAUGAAAUUUAACUGGCUGGGAAUCCACCUAGGAAUGUCGCCUUCUGAUCGCGAGAAAAAAUUUGCAAAUCUCCCUACUUCUCAUCCGCUUACUAUGGUUAUCCAUCUGAAACAAACCAUCAACACCAUUUUCUUAAAGUUCGUUGAACUGGGUGAACAGGCACGAGUGAUUGGGCUCCGCAAACUCGGCCAGGAUGUCGGAAUUUAUGCAUUAAUUUUCAUCAACGAUAUCCGGUUCGACUUGUCGGCACAAACUGUUGUGGUUGACGCUUGUGCGAUCCCUUUGUACAAGUCGAUACUCCCAAGAAUUUCGGACUACUUGGGGGUCAUCGCUCCUUUUCAGAUUAUCACUGAUGACGACGAAACGUUGGCUUGGAAGACGCUUCUCCCAGUCUUCGCCGAACGCUGUAGGACAUGGAAACAUAAAGCCAACUGCGAGUACCUUUCGGAGGGUUUCCCAUUGCCAAGUGGUUUGGAAGGAUACGCUUCCAGUACAUUAUGCAGUUGCGGCAAAGGGAAGGACUUAGGAGCGUGGGCGGAGGUCCCUGAAUGGAGAUCAAUGAUACCCGAAGCGACACGAAUUGCCAUCAGCCCUCUUUUCACGUUUUCGACUUCUUAUGACGAAGUUAAGGCGCUCAAGUUUCUCGUCCAGGUCGUCGUCCGCUCGAAGGUGUGCGAAAUGUGGUAUACAGGGGGGUCAGGCUCUUCAGAGGUGUAG